GUCAUGGAAUCGUCAAUUGAACGGAAUGGAAUAGCGAGGUGAAAAAUAAAGUGCGUAAUUGUUUAUAAGCAACGCUUGAAACUUAUAUCAAUAUGCAAAUUCUUUAAACACUUAAACAGUGUCAUGUCGAUUUCCGCGUCUUGUUUGCCUCGCUAGCCUAGUUUAAUUGUAUUUUAGUCAUAAGUCCAUCUGUUAUCAUUACAUAGAUUAUUAUUCUUAUCUUCAGUUGUGUUAAAAUAUUUUUAUAAUGUAUCCACGAUGUGGUAGUAAUGGUUCGAUUCAAAAUAUACACCAGACACCGUCGUCUUCUAACCAGAACACGGAGGAUGAAGAUGACAGUGGAGACAACAAGGCAUCUGCACUGAGUUUUAAGGAAAGAAGGAGAGAGGCUCACACUCAGGCCGAGCAGAAGAGAAGAGAUGCUAUUAAGAAGGGCUAUGAUUCCCUUCAGGAGUUGGUACCAACUUGCCAGCAAACUGAUGCAUCAGGAUACAAACCAAGCAAAGCAGCCGUACUUCAAAAAUCUAUAGAUUACAUCCAAUACUUACUACAGCAGAGGCGAAGACAGGAAGAUGAGCGGAAUGCGUUGCGCAAAGACGUUGUGGCGUUACGCAUAAUGCAGGCUAACUAUGAGCAGAUCGUGAAGGCGCAACAUUCAGUACCAGGGCACAACGAACAAAGGCUCACUGACCAAGACAAGUUUAAAGUGUUUCAGGGUAUAAUGGACAAGUUAUUCGAAUCGUUCGAGUCAGUGCCGACGAAUAACUUCGCAGAGUUUUCGGCGGGAGUGUUCAAUUGGUUAGAGGAGUAUUGCAAGCCUCAGUCGCUGAGAACAAUGGUCCACGGUGUAUUAAGGGAACAAAGUUAUACGCCAUAAACACUACGUACAUAUAUAUAUCUGUCUUCUAUAGUAAAUAGUUAGAAAAUACGACACAAUAAUACUAACUGAACUUCGACAUCUUUGAAAAUAAACAUAAUGAUUGA
This is a messenger RNA of Spodoptera exigua (beet armyworm), 984 nucleotides long. The record is from the annotation of a GenBank genome assembly. Lineage: Eukaryota; Metazoa; Arthropoda; Insecta; Lepidoptera; Noctuidae.